This is a messenger RNA of Trichobilharzia szidati, 300 nucleotides long. NCBI's taxonomy places the organism in Eukaryota, Metazoa, Platyhelminthes, Trematoda, Strigeidida, Schistosomatidae. The record is from the annotation of a GenBank genome assembly.
GUGAAAUGUAGAGAACGAAAGUAUACUACCGGAAGUGGACCAGGAUCAGGAAAGCUUCUGCCGAAGUGGGAGGGACCAUAUGUGGUCACAUCGAGACGCGGUCCAGUGUACACAAUAAAGAGAGGAGAUAAAGAGAAAAGAGUAAACGCCAGUCUGCUACAAAGAUGGAGAGAAGAAUGUCAAGAUGAGGUACCAGAAGAGCAGCAGGAAGAAACGUCUGUGCGGCGAUCAAGGCGGUUACAGGAGAGACUUUAUAAUGAGGGGGCGAGUGUGGUGAGUGCUACUUAUAAUCCGAUAUAA